AAAGCAACCUUUUCCAUGAUGGCCGAGGUUUCGACAAGGGUCUCGUGAAUUAUCUGCAAUAACACCGGUGAUUUGUAUAUUAUAGAAUGACCAUGAUUUCCAAAACCGCGGUCGGCAUUGCCGUCGGCAUCGCCGGGAUCCUCGUCGGCUACUGCUUCUACUUCGACCAGAAACGCCGCAGCGAUCCCGAUUUCAAAAAGAAGCUCCGCGAACGUAGAAGAGUCAAGAAGCAAGCGAAGAAGGCUUCCUCCAAGAUACCGGACUUGAAGGAUCACGAAUUGGUGCAGAAAUUCUUCUUGCAAGAGGUACAACUUGGGGAAGAAUUGCUGGCCUGCGGCGAGAUAGAUGGUGGAGUCGAGCACUUGGCUAAUGCAGUGGCAGUCUGUGGACAACCAGCCCAGUUGUUGACAGUUCUGCAGAAGACUCUGCCGCCACCAAUUUUCCAGAUUCUGGUGCAGCGACUACCCGUCGUCGGCCAGAAGAUAGCAUCGCAAACUCAAAUGGCGGAAGAGGACGUUGAGUAGAGGAAUAUAAAAUUUCGUUGACAAUUCUCAAAUAAAAUUUGAAAUUAGUAAAGAGUCUGGUCAUUUUUGCACAAUAUGGGUGCGAAUAUAGUUUACAUCUAAAAAAAAUCCUACAAUUAUACAACUUGUUGUUCCCGUAUUGAACUUCCAUCUUGGUAGAUGUGUGUAACAACCUUAAGAAAUUUUUACAAAUAUUCAGUAUUUUAUUUUGUUAUAAGCGGAUUUUUAUAUCCGUUUAUUUAAAUAAAAUGAAUUUUAAUCGAACAGCGAUUCUGACAGAUUUUUGACAGAUGUUAAGCUUAUAGAAUAGAAUAUUCUGAUAUCAAAUCAAGAUUGAAUUUCUUCGCGAUGUUAAUUGUAUUAUUGUAUGUUAGAAGAUAUAAAGAUCUUUCUAGUUCACAUAAGGCUCUAAAUAUCUCCACAAAAAGUAUAUUCGAUACAAAAUCUUGCACGUUGUUAAAAUAUUUAUAAUAUUUUAAUAGAUUUAAAAUGUGUGAAAUAUGAUUGUGUAUGUAGUCACUUGUUCUUAUUUGUAUUGAUUUUAUAUUCUGAGAAAAAUGUGAAAUUUAUCCUUAAUGGCCUACGUUUGUUUACAUAUCCUAUUUUUACCAAUUAUAUUUUCUAAUCCCAAGAAGAAAUUUUGGUGUUUCAUGUACAUGAUAUGUAAUUGUUUUGUGUUACAUAUUAAAGUUAAACAAGUUAUUAUACAAGUUUUAUCAAAACAUGAUAAAUUUCUAAGCAGAUUACAUAAAGCUCUAGUCCGAUUCCGAGAAACGUGUCACGUAUGUGUUCAGGGAAUUGACGCUAAUAAAAUAAAUUAGUAAUAUUUAUUAUAUGUUUUGAUUAGCUAUGUGUUUAAUAGAAUACGUUGUCACUAUCACAUUUGCAAUACUGAUGAGCAUAUACGUUGCCUUACCUUGGUGUAGUAAAUGUGGAAAAGUGACUUGUACAACACUGUUAAUCUACGGAUCCAAUUGUAAUCUUGUACAAUUAUUGUAAUCACCUAACUAUGAUGUUGACAUCUAGUAUGUUGCUCAUUCAUUAUCAAAAAUAUGAAAAGUUUAUCUGGUAUCAGAUGCAUUAUUAUAUUCUGGAGGCAUUUACAAAAGUAUAUACAGUUGGAAGAUUACUGUAAGUCUUCUGAUGCGUAUCGCUAUAAAUAUACAUAUACGUAUUUUGUAGAUAAAACCUCUAUAAUGUCGCUAUAAAUUAUUUUAAAUAUAAAUAUACGUUAUAUCCGAAGAUA
Temnothorax curvispinosus is the source of this 1770-nucleotide messenger RNA. It is a transcript of the gene Tom20, whose product is annotated as mitochondrial import receptor subunit TOM20 homolog. Bases 87 to 524 code for a protein of 145 amino acids. Gene Ontology annotation, cellular component: mitochondrial outer membrane; mitochondrial outer membrane translocase complex. The record is from RefSeq and is a predicted model, not a curated record. Lineage: Eukaryota; Metazoa; Arthropoda; Insecta; Hymenoptera; Formicidae. Gene Ontology annotation, biological process: protein import into mitochondrial matrix; protein targeting; tRNA import into mitochondrion. The transcript has 4 exons. Gene Ontology annotation, molecular function: transmembrane protein transporter activity.